AGAAAAACUGGUGAUUCAUUGCUACAUGGCACGGAAGCCAGUCGAACGCAAACCUCUAUUCAGUUUAGAAAUGUUUGAAAUUAUAUAAAUUUGAGCAUUAUUUUUGGCGGGAGCAAAGUCGGUGUGUUACACUUUACUUUAUUAAACAGGGGAUGUAGUGUACUGCUGAACACUAUUAAUAAAAAAUACGAAGUUUCAUCAUACUGUGAAAGCCAUGACGUCCAACUACGUUCAUGGUGGUUCAGGAAUCCAGAACAGUAUGCUUUCGUACACUUUGAAAAAUCUGUCACUCGGGUCCAAUCAACUUACUCAGAUGAAUGAUCAAACUAACUCGAUGUGUAUGACUCCACCGGCUACACAAAUGAAUUUUCUUCGUCCUAUUCCUGGUGCAUCUAGUGAGGCUGUCUUCUCAAGCACACAUCGUCCAGCUUCUGGCCGUACGUUGGGGAUAGCGGAUUUCCUUUCGCUGAAUACCACUUCCACUAACAGACCCUCUGUAUUGUCCACUGUAUCUAUUUCGAAAGCAUCACCCGCCCCACAAAAUGGACAGUCGACGAGAGCUCCUGAAAGGGUGGCUUUAACAUCAAAAGCGGUAGUCCCGGGAAACCAUGGAUUUGCCAGUAUGUUCCGUCCCCGAGGUCCUGGUGUUUCUUCUUCUCGUGUCCUUUCCAACUUACCAGAUAGCCGGCAGAUCCCCUCAAACUCUGAGAUUUGUUCAUCCUUCUUCUCUAAUCGAUUUGGCGGCACAGCCAGCGACAGUCUUACAACGGAUAGAAUAAAUCAUCCAACCGUCACUCACUCUAACUCACCUACAUCUGCAUUUGACAAUAUGUUGACCUCUCCACAUUCGUUUGAAAAUUUUCUACCACCGAAUUUAAGACAGCUAACACAGCCUGGACAAUCUCAUAUACAAAAUUCAUCAGGUUCCUCACUAAACUCCUGUCAAUCUGACACUCCAUUGCCUCCCGAAAUGCGACCUGACACUCACCUCACCCCUUUCAGUGACUCCCAGUGUGUUCUUCCCAUUACUGCCUCUCAAUUCUAUUCCAGUCAUCAUUUUGAAAAUACUAAAAAACUCCAGGCCUCUGGUAGCCUUAAAGUCGCUCCUUGGAUUCUUGUCCCACCAGUUCCUGAGGGCACUGCAGCUCAUAUGAGAACAGGAAGAGUUCAUGAAGCUAAGCCAACCUUGUUCAACAACCCUGCAUUUGGUCCCAUCAUAAUUGAUGAUGACUUCAAGCACGCACUGCACAGUAAACUUCAAGCUUGCUUGUUCAUGGCUGAUGAGUCCAUAAAGGAAAAAUUACCUCGCAACCUAGGAGCUUACACUGACCUCGUUCCUCUAGAAAUUUUAGAUCAACCAAGAGUAUCAGUUACAUUUGGCCUUCCUGGAGUCUGUUUUAAAGCUUGGUCUCCUCGAUUUAGUCGAUAUAUGCUUCUUCGACGCAUAAUUUUACCACCCGAUCAUGAAGCAGCUUUAUCAUCUGAUGCUUUUUAUUUAGCUAAACAACUAUCUGAUUUAAAUCAUUCUGCUAUUGUUGGAUUUCGGGAUGUAUUUUUCACUGAUGCAUUUGCUGAUAACUCGGUUAUCCUGGUUUAUGAAUACAUACCUUGUUCAUCAACUCUACAACAAAUUCAUAUGAGUGAUCCAUUGAAAUUAACUAGUUUUACUUCGCCUUUCAGUAUUGGUCGUACAGUGUUACCUCAUAGUGCCAUAAAAAGUGCUCCAUCUGAUCUCGGAAUGCCUCAUGAGUCUGUUAUGUGGUCAUAUUUAAUUCAAUUAACCAGUGGUUUGCGUUUUAUUCACCAAACAUUUCACCGAUCAUGUGGUAUACUGGAUCCUACUAAAGUGUUAUUACAAGAUGGACCGCGUUUGCGAAUCAAUUGUUUUGGUUUAAAGGAUAUUCUGUUCUAUUCUGCACAAGAUACCAAUUUAGUAGAAAGUCAGGCAGCUGACUUUAUACAACUUGGCAAAUUAAUGAUAGGAGUUGCUUGUGGUACAGUUGCAGCUGUACAGGCUAGUCAACGGGCUUCUUCAUUCAACCUACUUCAGCGUGCAUAUCGACCAGAAUUAGUCACUCUUAUUCGAAGUUUAGUAUCAGGACAGAUAUCAGGAGCAGAUCAACUAAUGCGGGCUACUGCACCAUUUGCAUUCGAUCACUUAACAAGGUUAUAUGAUCAUUCAGAUCUCUUGGAAAGUCAAUUAUUAUUGGAACUGGAAUGUGACAGACUUUUCCGACUCAUCUGUAAACUUCAAUCUAUUGUGGAGCGUUGCGAGUGAGUGUGUUUUUUUAGCAGGUAGUUCGUUCAUUUUCUUUGGGUUGAAAUUAUUUCAACCGCUUUUAUAUUUUAAGUAAUUUUUACAGACACUUUUAAAAACAUUCUAAGGUCACCUUAUUUUAAUCCUACUUUAUGGUAUAGAUUAGUCGAUUGUGUUUAGGAUUUUGUUUGCAUCUUACGCUUAUUCUUUAUAACUGUAAUAAUUUAUCAUUAAAUCGCGGAUUAUUUUCUCACAAUUCUUCUUUUCCUAUAUUGGUAAAUUAUAAUUUGCAUUGGUUUUUCAUCACUUGUUCUGCUUAAUAAAUGCUGUUUUUGAGACGUAUUUUACAACGAACAUUAAUGUGUCUAUUCAGACAAAAGUCUAUUAAAUACUGUUUGUCAGUCAGCUACAACGUAGGACCAGGCACAUAUGUGCAUCGGUCCAGGUUGCCAUACCGCAAAAUACUGUUUGUUAUCCUACCUACCACAAUUGAUAACAAUUUCAGUAUUAUUUUAAAAAAAUUUCAAAAUGAUCCUAAGCAGUUUUAUUAUUCUAUAGUAAUUUGCCUAGUUGUGUUUACCUCGGAUCAAUCGGUAAUGCUACUCAUAUACUUGUUAAGAUUCACAAGAAUAUAUGCUACAUUACAUUAUGUAGAUUUUACCGCAUUAAUCAUUGUUUAAUUAUUGUUUUACAAUUUAUAACUAUUUCAUGUAAUAAUCCAUCAUAGUUAUUGUUUUGUAAUAAAAAAAAUACAGUAGGUAUUAUUUACUUGCAGAUUAAUUUUGUUUUAACAUAUCGUUCUACUUACAUUCUAUGUGUAAGUAAAUAUGUGAAUGUGUAUGUCAUGUGACAGUUUUGUCUGUCAGUACAUGUGUUGUACAAAAAAGUUUUGCAAAAGUUAUUAAUUAUGCUCUUUUAUUGAGGAAUAUCGAGUUAUCCAUUGUCUUGAAAAAGUCGAUAUUAGCCGUUGUUAAAUAUUAUAAUAUGCUCUUAUGUCAAAUUGGUCAAUUUUUUGUCGAGUUAUUAGUUAAUUGUUUAUUUUCCCUUCAUUUUUUCUGUAUUCUUCUGUGUUAUUGCUAUUCAUAUAAAAUGGUUUAGUUAUCUGUUAGGGACGAAAUCCAUUUAUUUAUAAGCUUUCAUUUCAUAUUUUCAACACAUAAGUUGUUUUCACCAGGCCAGAAGAUAAUUUUUUUGCAAAGGACGAAGAGAUUUAAUGCUACCCAAUUACCAAGUUCUGGGUCCGUGUAAGCGGUUACCAACCACAUUUUGAUAUGUAAACAAAUGAUACCACUAUAGGCUGACCAAAAAUGGUAAAUGGAACUAAAUUCGAACUUGUGACAAUGGUUGGAAGUUAAUUGCUUUCACUACUACUAAGCUGUCUCUCCAUUGAAAUAAUCCCCUACUGUGCAAGCGACUAAUAUUUCCUUCAAACUGAAAGAUAAUUAAUGUUAUUUUUAUUAAAAUAGUUUUGAACCUUUAAUCUGUUAAGCAUUGGAUCGUAGGUUUAUCUACAAUACACGCCUAUUUCAAGUGUGAGUAUUCAUAUAAUAUCAACAAAUGUCGAACAAAGUGACUUAUGGAUUUGGACUUGAUCGACAACCUGUAGUACAUGAAUAUUUAAAUCGACUUUUAUUGACCAUGUAUCCUUCGUUUGAUGAAUAUUCUGGAUAUUUAGUACCAAAUAUAGUCAUUUUGAAAUAGAAUUUUACAAUAAACUCGUAAUAUCGACUGAUCAUUAUCCAACUUUCAGUGUUUUUGUGGAUAAACAUUAUCUAGUUUUUAGUACGAAUCAUCCUAGAAAUAUCACUGCAACUUAAACAGGUAUAGAUUUUUUGAAUAAGUUUCCAGAUGAUGUGAAAACACUUUCUAAAUGAAAUCAAUACAAGUUAUUUCGGGACCUGCAAUCUUGUUUUAAAGUUGAUGGUUCAAUCCAACUCUGCAAACAUUAGGUAUACUCUUUAAACUGAUCAAGUACCUUUUUUCCCACAAAGUAUACAAUGUUAAAUUAAUAUGUUCUUUCUCAUAAUUCCUAUUUUUUGAGAUGCCAGAAAAUACGAUAGUCAGAUUCAGUUGAAUAUAUGUACUCAGAACCAACGUUAAUUUUUAUACCAAUUUUUCAGGAUUGUUGCAAGCUACCAUAAGUAAAUAAUAUUUCAUUUCCUAACUGUCUUAUAGUCAGGGUACUUCCCCAGAAUGGUCUGAAACAGGUGAUCGUUAUAUGUUGAAAUUAUUUCGAGAUUUCGUAUUUCACCAAUCUGAUCCUCUUGGUGCUCCAUACUUAGAUCUUGCACAUAUUAUUACUACAUUGAACAAGGUACGUUAUUUUUCAUCUGUUCAGUAGAAUUAUAGAUGAAACUACAUUUUUAGUCAGUAAAUGUAUGCUCUGCAAAUAAAUAAAUGUUAUUGAUAAAUAUUUUCGUUAAAAUUAUUGGGUUCAUUUUAGUGUAUCUGAUUCUUAAUCCAGUAUAUAUUUUAAUCUUCACAUUCAAUUAUAAUUCAAUUACGUAGAUGGUAAUUCAAACAUUUUAUUCUAAUUAACCAAAGGUUUGUGAAUCGAAGAUGUCUAUUUUUUUCCAAAAAAGAGUGUACUUUGUUCACAUUGUAAUGAUAUAAACAUUUUCUUCCUCUCUCUCUCUCUCUCCGUGACUCAAAUUUGUCAGUGUUUACAUGUGUUGAGUUAAAGUAGUUUUAUUUUUAUGUCACUUUGAUGACAUGCUAAACAAAAGCAUUUAGUUGGUAUACUGAUUUCUGUUUGAUGCUUUAUUUUAUUCAGUUGUAUAUCUCAUUUAUCGUUCACUCGAUUACUUUAUGAAGUUAAUCAACAAAUAAUAGCCAAUGGAUAAAUUAAAAUUCUUUAUAGAUUAUUAGAUGACAUUCUUUGGAGUGAUGUUAACCAAUAAUUUGUGUAAUACUCCUAAAUCAUGGUUUUGGUUGCCAGAAGUCUAGUUCUCAUUGUGCAUCAUCGUCGUUCACCUGUUAUUUGAUAAUUUACGCCAACUCAAUUGAUGGUUGUUAAUAAUAUUACAUAUUUUAAUUUCCCUGUUAUUCAGUGUAUGUUCACCUUAUGAAGUCUUUUUACUUUUUUUAAAAAUAUGUUUGACAUUUGAUUGUUUUUUUUCUAAAUCAUACUAUUUUAAUUCAGUGAAUAAACCACAUUAUUUUUGGGUUAAAUUUUCAUAUAAGUUUUACCUCAAAUAUUAAGUGAGAAAUAUUAAUAUACUGUAUUGAAAAUAGAAUGGAUUAGUAAAUUUGACCCAAUACCACUUGCAUCUUUAUUCGACUUGGAUUUUUUUUUCAUUGUAAUCACUAGAUAAUAACUUUUGUUGAUUUAUUUGUUCCAUUGCCCAAUCUAUUUUCCAUUAAUUUAUUAAAUGUAUUCUUUAUUUUCCAUUCAUUAUUCAUGUAAAGAGUUAAUCAAUUUCUAUUUCAGGUUGAAGCUGCUUCACCCGAACGUCUUUGUCUAGUCAGCCGUGAUAGUCAAAAUGUGAUUAUUGUCACCUAUGCAGAUAUUAAACAAUGGUUAGAUACAAGCUUUUCUUAUCUAGUGGACAAACACCGUCAGAGUCAGUGUGAACUACAAUUGACACGUCAACGAAAUGCUCGCCAACAACAACAGGAGAUCUCCAAUCCUGGAAGUCAACAAUGACUGGAAUAACCAUAAUUAUGAUUUCGUAAUUUUGGGCCAUACAAUCAUGCUCGGGGGCGAUGCAUAUGGCAUUACGUUCGAUAUAUAAUAUCACUUAUAUGUCCGUCUUCCGUUCUUUGCACUUGUGAAGCCUUGUGUCUAACAUUUUUCUCUAUUCUUCUAUCUAUCCAUUUACAUGUGUGGUAUCAUUUCUGCAGUAAAUUAAAAUGAUAUAUUUCUUUAUUCUGUCGAAACUCCAGAGUGCUAUUUUUUGUUUCCCAAGAAAAACUUCCUUCUCUACAUCAUCGGUUAUUAGCCCCUGCUCUCUUCACUCCUAUUUCAUGUACUGAAUUCACCAAUGAAUAUUCGUUUUGCGGCAAUGCAUGUAGUAUUAAUUUGUUGAAAGAUUGUUCACAUCAUCAUUACUGUUAUUUCAACUGUUAUUGUAUACUUGUUGUAUACUGUUGUUUAUCGAGAGUAAAUGACCUGUAUAUUCGUAUAUUGGUAAGAAUGAUAAGAGUGGCAAUCGCUAAAUAUCACUCAGACUUUAUUGAGUUUUUAAUGGAACUGAUAUUUUGUUGGUUAGUUGUUGUAUUACAUUGUUACUUUUCUCUCUCUUUGUACCUUUUCUUUUUUAAAAAUUGCUCUGUUUGUAAAUGAAAUCUUCACUUAUCGAUCAUAAAUUAUUCUUGUUUCGCAUUUCUAUUUACUAUUAUUAUUACUUCUGCUACUGUUUUUUUACAGUUCUCUUUAGUGCAAGAGUAUUUCUAAUAUCUUGGACAAAAGCAAUUACAAAACAAUGAUGAUGUAUGUGUACUUAUUGUUUCUAUGUAUGUAUUUUGUCAGUUAUUCUCUUAUCUUGAUAUAUAUAUAUCGAUACAAUAUCAGUCCGUUUCAAUUAUCUCAGCUAUGUUUAUUUUUUUCUGCAAAUUGAAUGUAGAACAGACAAAGAGAGAAAGAGAUAUACAUUCGUUCAUUACGAUGAAAUAGUAUUUCUAAUAAAAAAAGAAAGAAUCAUAAUUUAAAUAGCAGACAAAAGAUGAAAUGCUUCCACUUCUCUUCACUUUUUUCCCGAUUCUUUACUUUUAUACUUUUAUUUUUCACGAAAUCUUUUUUCCAGUCUGUCUUAUAUUCCUUUCUGUUUCAAUUCUUUCCUUCGAAAAAACCUGAUUAUUUUUGAAUUGUCAUUACUGUUGUUUAGGUCGGAUGAUAUUUUUGUCUCUUCCUUUUUUUGUAAAAUUGUAUUUAUCAUCAGUAAAAUAUUUCAUCCUUCAAUUAAAUGUUUAUUUAAUCAUACUGAGUAAAUAUUUAUUCAAUAAACCGGAUUAAAUACCAUAAAAGCGUAUAGAAAAU
Messenger RNA from Schistosoma bovis, 7235 nucleotides. The record is from the annotation of a GenBank genome assembly. Lineage: Eukaryota; Metazoa; Platyhelminthes; Trematoda; Strigeidida; Schistosomatidae.